GGGGCGGUACUUUUAACUCUUUUUAUGCCCUCCCCUUUGUGCCUCUUAACUUCCCAAGGUAAACGUUCACAUUUGCCUUUUAUCAUUGUUUCUUUGAUAGAAAAGUGCCUUUUAGGAGCAGCAACACCAGUCUAACCGUACUCUCUACGGGGCAGCUCAGCCUAUAGUCUAUCUAAUCUAAUCUUCUGCAAUUGACGCCCCGCGCCCUGAAAGCGCCGCGCCUGCAGUUCAAUGACACCUCAGCCCGGUCAGAUUGAUGUUACCGACGUUUGUCUUUUGGUGUAAUACAACAACCACAUUAUGUACCCGUAAGUAAUGAAGUUGCCCGGUCUGCCAAACGAAGACUAUUAGGAAGGAUUUGACGACGAGAAAGCGAAAAUGACGCUCAUUUGCCAUGUCUAAGACAGCGGUGAAGAAGCUGCACUGGCGUUCCAAGGUGCAGGACAGCUUCGUCCCCUUGCUAGGCUCGUCGGGGGAACUGGGGAUCGCCAUCGGUGGAGGAGCAGAUUAUGGAGAGUUUCCUUUUGUCACGUCGGCUCCCGGGGGCGGACUCACAGUGGGCGAUAUCAUCCUUGAAAUUGGGGGGACACCUGUAUUAGGGAUGACAUUAGGAGAUGUCCGUGGUGUUCUCAACUCCUGCCCCCAUCCUAUCCGCAUUAAAACUGUGUCACCAGGCUCCACAUUGUGCAAGGAUCUCAGGUUGUAUCUGAGUAAGUGCUUCACACCCGGCUCAGUGGACAGCCAGCUUCAGCAGGUCAUCCGAGAGAACCUCUACCUCCGCGCUGUACCUUGUACAACAAGGCAGCCCAGAGACGGGGAAAUCUCAGGGGUGGACUACAACUUUGUCUCCAUUGAGGAGUUCUUCUCCUUGGAGGAGUCAGGAGCACUGCUUGAGAGUGGCAAGUUCAAAGGGAAUUACUACGGCACACCUCGGCCUGUUCACAUCAGCGCAGACAGCCCCCCCAUCACCUACCAGGAACACCGCAACCUGCUCAGAAACUUCCGCACACGCAGCAAAUCGCUCAGCAACCUGGAGAAGGCUGCAGAGGACGGCGAAAACAGUGAGGACGACUCCGGCCUCUCAGGAGGCUCUGCGGGCAUCAGCGGCAGCAUCCUUCCUACCCACCGCUCCCCUGGUCGGCCCCGGGCGUACAGCAACGGCGGGGAUGGUUGUGCCAUAGAGAACGGGAUCAUUGGCAUCAGAAGUGGUGCCAGGGUGAGAGCUGUGAUGCCUGAUCACUGGGAGCAGGCCUUCAGUGACCCAGGAGACUCUCAUUACAUAGAUCGCAACCCAAAGAAGACCAGCUGGCAGAGUCCUCGAGCCUCAAGCAGGGAGACCGUCUAUAAAAAUGAAUGGUUCACAGACCAGCCUGUGGAGCUGCGGGGUUUCCCUGUGCACACACACUUGACCAAGGGCUCCAGAGGGUUCGGUUUCAAUAUCGUGGGGGGCAGCAGGCCAAGAGAGUUCCUCCAGGUCUACAGUGUGACUGCAAGUGGACCUUCAGCACUCAAGACAGCGGACCUCCUGGUGUACAUCAAUGACGUCUGUGUGUUGGGAGUGUCUCACAAAGAGGUGGUAGAGAUGCUCAAGUCUGUGCCUGUGGGCCACAGCGUGGAUGUCGAGGUUAGAAGAGGCUAUCCCAUGCUCUACAACCCUGACGGCUGUCCCAAGCAGCCCCCGCCAAGGCUACUGGACAGCGGGGACCCCAUCCUACCACCCACCACCACCCAGCCUCAGCCUAUUCACCAGCUGCCUCGCCUCCCAACACCCACUCCCCGUAUCCAGCAGCACUUUAACUUUAACGGGGUCCACAGUGACGGAAGCUACAUGGAACCAGGGGUGACUUUAGAUGCAAAUGGAAAUGCAAUGUCUUUCGCCAUCAGACAGCUGCCCUCAUACAGACGCUCCAGCAUGAGCAAUGCCGCCUCUUCGCCCCCCGUGCGCCCACCACGUUCCCUGAGAAGUUUAGCCAGGCUGCAGUCACUCGACCAAACCCUGGCCAGCCAGAGUGACAGUGAAGUUGUCUCUGCGAUCGGUUCGCACAGGGCAUCAAUGAUUCGUAAUCACAACAAUAACUCCCUCUCAGCACCCCCUCAUCCUUUACAUUACGGCACAUCCAAGUCAUCGGAGAGCGACCUGUCCACCUGCACCCUCUCGGGGUCACGGCUGCCCCUGCCUCAGUCGCCCAGGAGGCCGUCAUCCUCUCCCGGAGGCCCCCGCAGCGCUCACUCCCGCCUCUUUACACCGCAGACCUCGCACCUCAGACCCCCUCCCACCCCUGACAACCCCCAUCACCGCACCUUCAACGGUUUCCAUAGCAACACCAGCCCCACUGCAAGUCCCAGCAGUGUUUCCUCUCCUGGGGCGAUGAGUGUGGGCAGUGGACUUGGCAGCGGAGGGGAGCUGGUGCCGGUGGCCUUGGCCCAGAUUGAAGGAGACAGAGGCCUCGGCUUCAGCGUUUCGGCUGGCGGUCCGGGAGGCAGGAUGACUAUAGUGAAGAGAGUCUGGGACCGCAAGCAAUGCAACUCUCUGCAGCCAGGGGAUGCUAUUGUCAAAAUCAAUGGAGCUGAUGUCCAGAGUCUUAGCUUUGCACAGGUACAAACAGUCCUCCAAGAACACACCAAACAGGGAGAAGUCAUCUUAUUGGUUUACAGAGGAGGCGUCUGUCAUUCAGCCAUCUCCCCCGGCUCUAUUCGGAGACUUCCCCCGCCUCUUCUCCGCCCCCCUCCUCCACCUGUUGGCUCAGAUGACUCCAGUGUGCUCCCAGAAGCGCUGCCUAUGCCCCGCACUUCCAUCAGCACUCCUCCCUCCCCAGCCCCAACACAUUCCUCGCUGAUUCAGAGCACCAGUUUCCUGGAGUCGAUUCCGGUGACACUGACGAUGGAGCCCAAAGACUGGAUCAACACGGGCCUGGAGGAUGAGGCGGGUGGUGUCAUAGUGCCUGAUUCAGGUGCGGUGAGGCAGGGUGGUGAACGAACUCGGCCACUGCGAGGGUUUGAUGUGGAGCUCAGGAGAAAGCCGGGAGAGGGCUUUGGGUUCGUCAUUGCUUCUCAGGAUGUGGAGAAUGGCAAAGCUGCCUCUCUUCUCCCUCACCGGUUUGUGACGGUCCGUCGAGGCAGCCCAGCAGCCAAGAGUGGGCAGAUCCGGCCUGGAGAUCGACUGGAGGCGGUAGAAGGACACUCAGUGGUGACUCUGCCUCAUCGAGAACUUGCUCAGAUACUUCGCAGAGUUGGAAAUACUCUACGGCUCACCAUUGUCCCCCGUCCAAGCACCUACACUUCUAGCCUUUCAGAAGCAAAUGAAUAUGACCCCGGUCACAAAAGCAGAAAAGGUCAGAGGUCACGUCCAAAGCGUGACUCCAGGUAUUACAGUGUGGACCUGGAUCGUGGACCCUCAGGCUUCGGCUUCAGCCUCCGAGGGGGCAGUGAGUACAACAUGGGCCUCUACGUCCUGGGACUGAUGGAGGGGGGACCAGCCUCACGGAGCCAGAAAAUGCAGGUGAGCGAUCAGCUUGUGGAGAUCAAUGGCGACAGUACAGCAGGGAUGACGCACAGCCAGGCCGUCGAGCAGAUCCGCAGGGGAGGCCACCGCAUCCACCUGGUGCUCAAGAGAGGAAACGGCUACGUGCCUGACUAUGGCCGUGAGCACAGAAUCACCUCCCCCUCCCUCCUGCGUCACCCCAAGGAGCAGGGUUUGGCUGCAGUAGACUCCACUGGGCGGAGGGGGCGUAGCAGCUCUAAGCAGAGGAGGAGCAAGUCUUCAGAUGGACGCGAGAAAGGAAAAGGGACUGAAAGGAGGAGAAGAAGAAGACGGGCCUCAGAGGGAGAGGGACGCUCAGGUUUGCAAAGCCCUGUCUCUGAGCUGGGGGAGAGGUCUCGGGAAGCCAGGGACAGCAGCAGGAGGAGAAGGAGGAAAAGAGGGGCUCAGAGUUUACCCAGAGAUGCCCUCAGGAAUUAUGAUGAUAGUGACACAGAAAAAGGAACAGUGAGGGGAAGAAAAAGGGAGAGGGAGAGGAAGAGGAGGAGUAGAAGCAGACCGAGGAAAAGCAGGAGCGAGGAGAGGGUGGGGAAGGCAGAGGGCAAGGAAGAGCCUGAGGGACAGCAGGAGGUAGCUGCUGUUGAGGAGAAGGUGGAAGAGAAGGAUGAGGAGGUGGAGGUGGAGGAGAGAGUUAAUUUAGAGAGCGGAGCAAGUGAUGAGAAUAUUAUCCUACCCAUUCCAAGUCCAAACCAAAAGCUUCCCAGUCCCAAAGAAAACUGGGAGGCUUCGAAUGAUGAAAACUGGGACAUGGCAGCAGAUUACAGGGAACUGAGGAAAGAGAAGGAGCCGGAGAGCGAGCAGGAGCAGGAGAGGUCAUGGGAUGAUGACAGGGGUGAAAAUAAAGAGACGGCGCUGAAUGAGAAUGAGAAAGACGAGGAUGCACAGAACGGGCGCAUCAAGAGGCCUUUACCAAGCGUUGCUGUGAUGGAUCCAGUGUCACAGAGAAAGCCCUUCUCCUUCCUCACCUCCACACUGUCCGUGCAGCAGCUGGGAGACGAUGAGUCAGAUUCUGGAAACAGCCAGUCUGAUGGCAGCGUGUCUGCUGCCAGCAUCUCAGGCCUUUCUAUGGCAGGCGGGCGCAGGGCCGCGGUGCUGCCAGGCCCUUGGCUCACACCCAGCCAACAGAGGGUGGCACAGGAUGUAGAGGGGAACAGGCAAACAGGACAGGGGGGAGGGGGAAGCGCUGUCUCUUAACUUUUGACAGGAAGUAGAGAAUGCAGCAGCUGAAUGACACUGUAUCAGAUUCUGUCCAUCUCACACUGUUAGACCUCCACUUGUUUUCUGCAGCUACCCACACGACCAACAUUUUCUCUCAGUCACUUUGAUAUCUACAGUAGUAUGAAGUACAGUAGUAUGUGCCUUUUUACAGCUGACCUCUGGCUGACGUUAAAUGUCGAGAUCACAUUUUAACUUGUAAAUGACACCAACGUGGUAAAGUUAUGUGUUUUUCGCUGGUGAAACAACAACGACAUUGUCGUUUUUUUUCUGGGGCACUGUUGCCCUCAUUAUGUUGCACUUCUUUAUUCACGUUUGCAGCAUUUGUGAUAGAUAUUUCCAGGACCGCAAGGUAUUUCAGACACCUUCGUUUGACCCUCCUCCUAUCUCUCACUCACCUUUCUGCUUCUCUCUGGCUACUUCAGCACAGUGUCCUCUCUUAACUACCCCCCCCCAAUGUACAGAGACUUUCACUUAUACCUCAUGAAGAUACUGAGCAAUAAUAAUGCAACAGUCCAAGACUGUCAGCCAUUCAUAUCCACUGCACCACGUCGAUCUGGUCUGAGAGGAAACAGUGUAACGUGUUUGUACAAUAUCCUCUUUGUCUUAUGUGGACACUUGCCUCAACUUGUAAUGUUGUUCUAUAUAACUUAAUAUAUGAUUGUGAUAAUGCAAACCCCUUUUUGACAGCAGGUGUGAAAUAUAUAGUCUGUAAAUAUUUGUAGAGAAAUAAAUGACAGAACCUAUUGUAAAUACUAUACUAACUGGAGCCAAGCCCUGAUAUGUAUUGCUGUAUUGUAAUACAUCAUGAUAAGUCUCUAUAUAUAAAUAUAUGCAGUAUAUCUAUAUAUUACGUACAACAGCUACACAUUCAGAUUAUUUAUUAUUGUGUGAUGAGAAAUGACAUGAAAAUUGCUAUAUAGCUUUUGUGAAGGCUCAACGUGUAAACAGAUUAAGAACUAUAUUGUACCUGCCCUAUUCAUAAAUGAAUGUUUUGUAAUAUGCUGCUUGAGUGUGGAUUAGGAUGCUCUGUGUCGUACCCUACUUCAGAAGUCAGCAAAAGAUGCCAAAAAUAUGCAUUCAGCGUGCAUAUUUCAAGUACUGUUAAUAUGGUGUAUGUGCAGUCAGAACAAAAACCACUGUCUAGAUUCUAGAGAGUGCUGUGCCCAUCGUGCCACGUACAGUUGCCUUGGUAACAUAAACCACUUUAUCCUAACCACUGAUUUUCUUACUGUGAAAACCCUUGCUCCGAGGUCUCUAACAGGAGAGGUGGGCAGGCCGUUUAGUAAUUUCAGUCAUGCCAAAAAAAAAGAAAAAAAAAAGAAAGGCCCUUACUGUAAAUUCACAAAAAUAAAAAUCAUAAGCCUCUGCAGAAUCUGAGCUCAGUGUUGCGUCUGAGAUGAAGAAUAGCACAUAAUUUUGUUUUGCUCCAUUUUUUAAACAUUCUGUUAUGGGGGAAAAAAACAGGAGCCAAGCUGAAUGGAUACUGUGAGAUGUUAUUUUUCUAUGAAAUAAUCUUUUUUGAAAUACUCAGGUUUUCAGAUACUUUGCUCUAGAUAAGCCAUGAGGAGGAAAAGUUACAGAGUGAUUUCACGUCAUGUUCAAAAUGCAGAGUAGGAUUCAUAUUAUUUCGAUAUUAAAGCAACGUUACGUUGAUCCUUUACGGCAGCAUUUGGAGACGCAGACUGUUAAAGCUUUUUUGUUACCAGCCCAUAAUUAUGUAAAGGUUGAUGCUGUAAGCCAUUCCUUCAUGUGUGCCCACCAUUCACAAACCACAGGAAUAAAAUGAACUGCUUGCUGUGCCCUGUCCAUUUGUUUGCAUCACUGUGCUGUCCAGAAGUGGUGGUACGGUGACCAAACCAAUGCACUGCAUUCCCCAACCAGUGACCAUACAGAGUAGCUUGGUAGCCUAUAUGUACGACUUAUUUUAUAACGUUUGCUAAUGUUCUUUUUUUAGACUUUCAUUUCCUACGGGGGGAUUAUGUGGCUGAACUGUAAACACGUUCUAAUAAAACUACAAAUAAACUGCUGAACCAAUUUC
Molecule: messenger RNA, 6794 nt
Organism: Seriola aureovittata
Lineage: Eukaryota; Metazoa; Chordata; Actinopteri; Carangiformes; Carangidae
Gene: magixb
Product: membrane-associated guanylate kinase, WW and PDZ domain-containing protein 2
Exons: 17
Coding region: 395-4732 (1445 amino acids)
Biological process (GO): signal transduction
Cellular component (GO): cytoplasm
Molecular function (GO): protein binding
Source: RefSeq, a predicted model, not a curated record